AUGCCACGUCGGUCUGCGCGCCAGUCGACGGUCAAGGUGGAAGAGGUGAUGCCAGAAAGCCAAAAAGCCGAUCGCGAUUCCCCUUCGCGAACAGCCAGCUCAUCCACUACGGCAGCGCCCAUGCGGGGCAAGAAGCGCGGCGCGAAGAAGGUGGAUGAGGUGAACGAUACGCAGCAGCAGCAGCAGCAUCGGGCAUCCAAGCGUCCCAAGAGGUCAGCAAAAGCCGAGGAGGUGAAGAUGGAGUGGGAUGUUGCAGCAGCUGAAAUGCGGUCCAUUCGCAAUGGAUGUGCCAAGAAGGGGCACAAGGCCGUUCAGGAUGAUGCAGCAGAAUCAUCGCCAAGUCCGGCGGCAGAGGAAGAGCCGUGCGAAGCGAAGGUCUCAGACGCACAAGGCCAAUUAUCAGCAGGUCCUGGUGCGAAGAAGAAGCGCACGUCGAAAUCUUCUGCUGGGGCGCAGCAGCGGGGGCAACAGGCGGAUGCUGCGCGAGUUCAGGGGAGCAAGUAUCACGUCGGAGCGCACAUUUCCAUGGCAGGAGGGAUCGAGAACAGCGUCAAGAAUGCAUUGAACAUCGGAGGCAAUGCGUUUGCGCUGUUUGUCAGGCCCAAAAUGGCUUGGGCUAGCAAACCCAUAGCGGAGGUCAAUGUGCAAGCUUUCAAAUGCGCGGUGGUGCAAAACGAUUAUGCGGCUCGCGUAUUGCCUCAUGGAUGUUACCUCACCAACCUGGCCAAUCCGGACGAGGAGAAGAGGCGGAAAUCGUUCGAGUGUUUCGUGGAUGACCUGCAACGAUGCGCGCUUUUGGGCAUAGAUAGGUUCAAUUUUCAUCCGGGCAGCACAGUGGGGGAAUGCAGCAUGGAGGAGGGAUGCGCUUCGAUUGCGCAGUGCAUCAACAGAGCGCAUGAACAAGUCAAAGACUGUCCAAGGAUACUUUUGGAGAACAUGGCAGGGUCGGGAAAUGUCAUUGGCAAGAGCUGGACGGAGCUGGGUCAGGUCAUAGGUGAGGCAAACAAGAAUUAUUUUUGGGCACCCGCAAGUAGCAGGCGCCGCGCCGCGGCAUGUUUUGCGUCUGACUCGCUGCGAGCCGCUCCAUCGCGUUGCCCGUCCCCCACCCCCAUCUUCGCCAGCGUUGGUGGUUGACAAGUCAAAAGUGGGCGUCUGUCUGGACUUGUGCCACGCCUUUGCCGCGGGCUACGACAUUUCUCACGCAGCAGGUUUCGACGCGAUGCUGGAAGAGCUGGACGCCAAUGUGGGCCAAGAGUAUCUGCAGGGAAUCCACAUCAACGACUCUAAAGGUGAGAGAGGUGCGACUAAAGCGCGUCUGUCGUGCUCGUAGAUGUGUGAGCGUGCUUUCCUCUUUGGUAACACGCCCAUCAAUCAUCCUCAGGCGCCCUGGGCUCGCACAAGGACAGACACGAUAAUGUGGGAGCUGGAAUGCUUGGUCUGUGAGCAGAGCGCACGCAGUUUCGGAUAACAGUCGAACGGCGUAUCUCUUCCCAUCUGACCGUGCGAAAGACUUUUGCGCACUUCUCUUCUGCCCCUCUUCGCGUGCUCAGCUAUCCAUUUUGGAGGAUCAUGAACGAUGUGCGCUUUCAAGGGAUGCCGAUGGUGCUGGAAACGCCAGGAGAAGAGGGUGUGAUGCAUCAAGUAUGGUCGCGCGAGGUGGAAGCUCUGUAUUGUUUGUCCGGCACGCUCUAUGAGGACGACGUACGCUCCCGCUCGAACAAGACCAUCAAGGCCAAGCACGAGCUGAAAGGGCAACAAAUCUCGGAAGGAUGGCAAAGGGCGAGAGAGUUGAUGCGGCAGGUCCAAGAGCUCAGACUCCAAGGGGCCAAGGCAGAAGAGGAGAAGAAGCAGAGGAGCCAAGCAAACAAGACUUUGGCCAAAGCGAAAGCCAGAGCCAAGGUCGACGUGUGCAGCGUCGAGGAUCCUGACGUUGACGAAGAGGAGGAGAAGGAGGAGGACAAGAGUAACAAGAAUGUCGAGCAGAUCGGAGCGAACAAGAAGCGCGCGAAAGCUGCCACAUACCAGCGACACGCUGCUCCUUUUGCGCAGCAAACGGCCCCAAAGGUCAGCACUGCUGGCGAGAGCGCACUUGUCGAGAAUGAACGAGGAGCGGGCAGGAAGUCAAGGGGGAGGGCUUUGUCGAAAGGCUAG
Messenger RNA from Ceraceosorus bombacis, 2151 nucleotides. NCBI's taxonomy places the organism in Eukaryota, Fungi, Basidiomycota, Exobasidiomycetes, Ceraceosorales, Ceraceosoraceae. The record is from the annotation of a GenBank genome assembly.